Bombina bombina (fire-bellied toad) is the source of this 14270-nucleotide messenger RNA. It is a transcript of the gene MAP2, whose product is annotated as microtubule associated protein 2. NCBI's taxonomy places the organism in Eukaryota, Metazoa, Chordata, Amphibia, Anura, Bombinatoridae. The record is from RefSeq and is a predicted model, not a curated record. Gene Ontology annotation, molecular function: microtubule binding. Gene Ontology annotation, biological process: microtubule cytoskeleton organization; neuron projection development. Gene Ontology annotation, cellular component: neuron projection. The coding region runs from base 311 to 5821 and encodes 1836 amino acids. The transcript is spliced from 16 exons.
CCUAGGCUAGGAGCCUGUGGAGGGAAAGGGAGGAGGGGAAAGGCUUGAGAAUAAAGCAGAUCUCAGCCUCUGAAUGUCACUGUUAACGAGUACGGCUUCUCCGUAAGCACACGCUGAAUUAAAACAAAGAGCAUUAAUGCUGCAGUGACCAGUCGCUGAAGUUCCUGUCUCAUCUGUUUUCGCUCCUGUCUCCUUGCUACUGCUGAGCCACACGGAUAAACAGGUGACAGGUGUCUGACUAACCGUUCCAGAUUCGGACCUUGCAGAGCCAAAGUGUUGCUGAGGCAGGUCUCCGAGUGGAAGAGAAAGCAUGACGGACAACAGACAGGAUGAGCCCAAGUGGGCGCCCGGACAGCACUCGGAGGCCUCUCCAUUACCCCAUAGUCCAGACAUGAAGGAACAAGGAGGCGCAGGAGAUGGGAUGGUCCACAGCUCCAAUGGGAUUCCAUUCCGAGAUGCUCAGGAAAGAGGAUAUGGGGAGCGGGCUCUCCAGGAUUCCCAUACCACGAGUAAGGAGAAUGGCAUUAAUGGGGAAAUGCCAUCAGCAGACUCAGAAACUGCAGCAGUUGAAGAUACAGCCAACUUGCCGCCGUCUCCCCCACCUUCGCCAGCCUCGGAACAGAUGGGCACAGUAGAAGAAGAAGAAACAUUUAAGGGUCCUGUGGCUGACAAAGAAGAAGAAGAGAAAGAACAGGGAGCUGAGAGCGGGCCAGCUGAGCCAGUGAUCUUGGGAUUUAGUAAAGACCAAGCUGAUACAGGCUCAGAAGUCCCACAACAACAAGAAGAAAUUGUUGUGUGCAGGAAAAGCAUAAUAAAAAGCAAGACAGAGUCCACUUGCAUUAUGUUGCCUUCCUUACCAGAGGAAGAUUUACUUGCAGCCUCGAAGAUGGGGAUACAAGAACCAUUGGAUUCAAGUUCAUUCUCUACUGAGGCCUUUGGUACUGUAGAACCAACAACCAAGAGUAAGAUUGAGCAGGAAAUAAAGCAAGAUACUUUGACUUUGCAUGCUUAUGAAAAGGAUUUGAAGAAACGUGGAAUGGAAGAGCGGCUCCUUUCUCCACUAUUAGAAGAAUCCCCAAAUGCUGGGUCAGGAUUGGAUUCUCCAAAAUUUGAGGCUUUCUCCAUAGAACCAUGCACACCUACAUCACCAAUUCUUGAAAAACAUGAUGUUUUGUUUGACAUGUCAAAGGACACAAAAACAAUUGAAGAAAUCAAAGUUCAGGAUUCAAGCAGAGAUUCAUCUAUUGAAGACAAAGAUGACCUUGCAUCAAUUAAAAAGUUGAAUGAGGUUGAUGUUCAUUUCUCUAGUUUCACUUCAAGUUCUAGUGAAACACAAGGAUCUGCAAAGAUUGAGAGUCAGAGUAUCAAAUAUGAACAUUCUUCACAUACCUCAUUGUCUGUCAUAGAUACUACUGACAAGGAUAUUGCAAUAAAAAUACAAAGAACACCCCAUGAUAUUUCCAUAGCCAAAGAUAGUCCAAUUGAUAGCUACAAAAAAGAGGGAGCUAUAUCAGAAGAUGAAACCUUUCAUAUAUCAAGUAAAGAGCAACCAAUGGUUUUUGAGAAACCUACUGGACUUUCAGAAGACAUUUCUAUUUCAAAUGCAAAUAACAAUGAAAUCAACAAGCAAAUAGGUGAUCAUGAUGAUAUUGAGAUAUCACAUCCAUUUGAUGCAACCCGAAUUCAGCCUAAACACGAUGAAGGUACCUCUCUACAGUCUAUAGAAAGUAUAGAACAACACAAGGACAGUCUGAUGGAAUAUCCUGAUAAAGACACACAUGUAGACAGCUCUGUAACUAAAGAGCAUACAAGCUCUAAAGUUUCAAGUGAGCUAAGUGAAACAAAAGGUGUUAAAGAGGUAUUUGAAACACUUGACACAAAGGAUUCCAAGCCAAUGGUUUCUGAUGAAAAACUGCACCAACCUAAAGAUGAUACUAAGGAACAUUCUGAUUCUAAAAUAUGUCAGGAACAGGAUAAGUCAGGAAUGUCCACCUAUUUUGAAACAUCUGCUUUGAAAGAAGAAGCACUUGAAAGUGAUACUCAACAAAGCAGUGAUUACUAUGAAUUAUCUGAUGUUAAAGAGUCUCCUUACGAGGCUUGUUCCAUCCCUCAUAUAUCUAAAGAAGAAGAAGAAGAUGAAGAUAAUGAAGACUUGCAGCCAGUUGUUGAAGAGAAGAUUAGUUCUCCUGCUCAAGAAGUAGGGUAUAGCACACUCACAUCUGUAAAGCCACAAUCUAGCAUUACUUCUACAGACCGAAUAUUUACAAUUGAUCCAAAUAUAUAUGCAGACAAAUCUGAGUUCCUGAACAAAAAUAAGGAUGAUUUGACUCUAAGCAGAAGUCUAGGACUUGGUGGUAGAUCUGCAAUUGAACAAAGAAGCAUGUCGAUCAAUCUCCCAAUGUCUUGCCUUGACUCCAUAGCACUUGGAUUUAGCUAUGCACGUGCUCAUGAUCUGUCUCCAUUAGCUACUGAUAUAUUAUCUAAUACAAGUGGAAGCCAGGAUGAAGGAGAUGAGUCUGACCUACCAGCUUCUACACCAGCACUAGAAAAAGCACCUUCUUUCCCAGAAGAACUAGAGCAAGAAGAGGAAGAAGAAGAAAAGGACAAUGAAGAAACAGAUAAAGUAUCAGGGAAGGAAAGAUUUGAACUGGAACCAUUGUGUGAAUCCCAGUAUCCUCCUAAAGAGUACUACAAAAAUGGCACAAUAAUGGCUCCUGAUCUCCCUGAGAUGUUAGAUUUAACUGGAUCACGGUCUAGAUUAGAUUCUGAAAGUGCCAGCGCAGAUGCUGAUCGAAGAAAGUCUGGUGCUUCUGAAAUCACUAUUGAGGAAAGUAGUUUGAUACAGCAAGCAAAUGUUAUAGAAGACACCCAUCUCCUUUUGAAGGCAGACAGUCAGCAAGAAGAAUUAGGUUAUUGUGUUUUCAACAAAUACACUGUACCCUUACCUUCUCCAGUACAGGAUAGUGAAAGUUCUGGUGGAGGAAUGUCCACCCUUUAUGAAGGCCUUGCUGUAGAUCCGUCUAUAAUUGAAGUUAAACUGGCAGCAGCAGAGAAACUUGAAAAAGAGAGACAAGAACUUUCUGGUGAAAUUCCUGGAAUCACUUUGGAAGAUGAAAUAGAGAAAAAAGUAGCUGAAAAUAAUCUUAAUACAGUAAUAGAAAAGAGUGAAGAGUCAGUAGUCUUACAAGAUGCUUCUGAAACAACAGAUGUGCUUAAAUCAGAAAAGGAAGUUGCUGACAAUGUCUUGGAAGGCACAAAGGAGAAUCUAGAUGACAGUGUCAGUCUAGAACCAUGUAUUAUCCAAGAGGAUAAAUUAACUGUAGAUACAUCUCCACUGGAGCAGGAACAAACUAGCACAUGUCUUACAGAGACAGAUACAAUUAAAAAGGACAAUUAUGAAAACCUAGAGCAAAUAAAGAUUUCUACUGAGGAGACACAGAGUCAUCUAGAGACUAGUGAACUAUGUAAGGUGGAAUCACAGCAUAGAGCUGACUCAGAAGAAGAAAAAGAAGCUGCUGUUCCGGGUAAAGCAGAGGAUGGAGAUAGUGCAAUGACAGAUGUCAAGCAAGCAGAUACAAAUGAAGACAUUUCUCUCUCCAAGGAAGGUAUCAAACUUUCUGAAAGUGAUUUAAAGGAAAAAGGAGGAAAGCCUGACUUGGUACACCAAGAAGCAGUAGACAAGGAGGAAUCUUAUGAAUCCAGUGGAGAGCCUGAGCAAGCUGUAGAAGCAACUUUGGAAGUGUCUAAGAAACCUAUUGUAGAAGAAUCUCAGAUACAAGAUAAACUAGUGAAGUCUCCAGAUGGCCCACAGGAGUCUUCAGAUCCCACUGCUUCUCUGAAAGAGGAGUCUAAGCAUGAGAAAACAGAUGAAGAACAAAUGGAAAAUGUAAUAGUGUCACAAAAUGACCAACUAUUAGAGAAAACAGUGGAAAAGGAAGAAGACGAAAAGGAAAUAAUAAAACCUGAAUUUGAAGAAGAAAAAGAUGAACAGGUAGUAAAUGUGCUAGAGGAAAGUGACAAAGAACUCACACCAGAUGUCCCAGAGCAGGAGGUGGAAGCAGAAACAAUGGAAGCUGGGGAAGAGACAGCUGUAGAACCCACAGUAGAGGAAAUGCCAGUCAUAGAGUCUGUUGUCACUGUUGAAGAUGAUUUUAUUCAGGUAGUGCAAACUACUGUGGAUGAAGGGGAGCCUGUUGCUCCUUGUGUGAGCUUUGCAAGUUAUCAGCCUGAAGAAAGUGAGGAGAAACUUUACACUGAAGAGGAAGAAGAAGAACCAAAGGAUGAACCAACAGAUGAGAUACCUUGCACACCAGCUUCCCCAGAAAAAGAGGAGACCCUCAUGACUGAAUAUCAAACAGAAACACAAGAUGAUUACAAAGAUGAGACCACUAUAGAUGACUCUGUGUUGGAUACAGACAGCGUCUGGGUGGACACACAAGAUGAUGAGAGAACUGAAGCAAUUGAGAUCAUCCCCAAGGAAGAGAAAGCAGACAGAGAAUUGCAGAAAGCUCUCGUGGAGAGACAUAGAAAGGAAAAACAUAUCAAAACUAGCCGUGGUCGAACAUCUACCCCUGAGAGGAAAAUAGUCCGAAAGGAACCAAGUGCAACCUCCAGAGAUGAAGUGAAAAGGAAAAAAGCUGUACUUAAGAAAGCUGAAAUGUCUAAAAAAACAGAUGCUCAGCCUCACUCUCCCUCCAGGAAAAUAAUUUUAAAACCCGCCGUCAAACAGCCUAGACCGGCUCAUCUGACUUGCGUGAGGAGGAAGCCGGCAGGGGGUGAAUCACAACAGACACCUAGUGCCCUCCGGCAAUCAAGGGAGAGAGUCACUGAUGGUGUGUCUAAAAGCCCAGAAAAGCGCUCAGCCCUGCCAAGACCGUCCUCCCUUCACCCCAUUAGGAAAACUUUUCCAGCUGAAAAAGAAGAGAACUCCUUUUCCACUAGCACAUCUGUGUCGUCUUCUGUACGCCGCACAACAAGAUCUGAGCCUAUAUGGAGUCGGACUGGAAAGAGUGGGACUUCAACCCCAACAACACCUGGCUCUACUGCUAUUACUCCUGGGACACCUCCAAGCUAUGCCUCUCGAACCCCAGGAACACCAGGUACUCCUAGCUACUCUCGCACUCCUCGCACACCAGGAACUCCAAGAUCCAUGCUAGUGGCUUCUGAGAAGAAAGUAGCUAUCCUCCGCACACCUCCAAAGUCUCCUGCCACGCUCAAACAAAUGCGCUACAUGAACCAACCUCUACCAGACCUGAAGAACAUUAGGUCAAAGAUUGGAUCAACAGACAACAUCAAGUAUCAGCCAAAAGGAGGAUCGGUUAAGAUCUUAAAUCAGAAGAUUGAUUAUAGUGAUGUUCAGUCUCGUUGCGGCUCCAAGGAUAACAUCAGUCAUAAUGCUGGUGGGGGACAAAUCCAGAUUGUAAGCAAAAAGAUUGACCUGAGUCAUAUCACCUCCAAGUGUGGAUCUCUGAAGAAUAUACAUCACAGGCCUGGUGGAGGCCAUGUGAGGAUUGAAAGUGUGAAGUUGGACUUUAAAGAGAAGGCACAUUCAAAGGUUGGUUCUCUAGACAAUGCCCACCACAUGCCAGGCGGUGGGAACAUCAAGAUUGAUUGCCAGAAACUGAGUUUUCGUGAACAGGCCAAGGCCCGUGUAGACCACGGUGCUGAAAUAGUCACACAGUCCCCGGGUCGUUCUAGCGUGGCUUCUCCUCGACGCCUCAGCAAUGUGUCUUCUUCUGGAAGCAUCAACCUGCUAGAAUCCCCUCAGCUUGCUACUCUAGCAGAAGAUGUCACUGCGGCCCUGGCCAAACAGGGCUUAUGAAUGUGUUAUACCUUAGCAGUGUAUGACGUUUACUUUAAAUAUAAUAAUAUUAAUAAUGAUAAUAUUUACGCAUGAGCUCUUGGCGGGAUUUGGGCUCAGAGCAGGUGUCACAUUCAUCACGUACAAGAUCCUUAUACACAGCAAUCAAUUAGAUAAAACACAACCUAUUUACUUGUAGGUUGUUUCAUUUUACCUUUCAUAUACCACCGGUAAGGGCAAGAUUCACUCAUUGUGCUACUUAUAGCAAGUAUGAAUCUAAUGAUAACAGUAUAGAAAUGGGUAUCCUCAUUAUAAUGUAUCAUCUUCCUACAGAAAAAAGAAGAUCAAGUCCCAUUUUACAAUAAUCCCAGUGCAUCACCCAAGCUGUUAUCACUGCUCUUAACUAGUCUUGCAUGGAGCCCUCAAAUACUUGGUGUAAGUUCAACAUGUGCCUGCCAACCACCCAAACAAAGUUUGCAUAAAUGAGGCAUGUGCAGCCAAAGAGGCUGCUCAUCUCCCUGUCCAGUUGAGAUAUUGGUCCAACAAUUCUUCCAUCUAAAACCAAUCCCCAUUAGCUAAUGAACCCAUUGAUGCUUUCUGCUGUGUGAGAGGGAGGGGCGCUUGUUGAAAAGGGAAGACACACUCACCAAUAUGUCAUGAAAAGGCAACUUUUGUUGGUUGGUCUUGCCAGAGAUGGUCUUGAAUUGCAAUAGAAAAAAUGUGCAACCAACCUGAGAAGAGUUCUACAAAGAAACUGUGGAUUCUGUGUUGCUGGAGGCCAGCUACCUACAUAAAGCACUUGUUUUAUGACUAGUACCUGUAUAUUUGUUAGCUUCUUCGCUCAUGGUAGGGUCUGCAUUGCUUUGUGUUACAAUGCUUUGUAAACCUUCUGAGCAGCAGAAGUCAUGAAAAGAAACCUUAGCUUUGUGCAUAGGCAAACAAUUCCAACACUUUUUUCCACCCGUUUGAUACAGUAUUAUUAUAGAUGUAUAUAUAUAUUUCUCUGUGGCCAUGUUUUCAUUCACUUCCCCAAACCCUUUCAUAUACUUGAAACUUCCCUUUCUUACUCACAGUAUGUGUGUGUCAACUGCACCAUUUGGUGAAGCAGUUUUAGGUAGGCAUUAUUUCAUGUUAGGAAAGCUUCUCUUUUUCCUAUUAAAAAUGCAAAAAAAAAAUCUAAAAAAAAAAAAAUUAAAAAGAAGGCAAAGCUCUUAAGCAUGAGACUGUUUGGGAUUUUAAGAAGUAUUGGCUUUCUCUGAAUUUACUUUAAAUGCUGGGAUGCUACAACAACAAAUGGUAUAUUUCGCUAACUCCUGAUUUUGAAAGCAUUGUGAAUGGUGAACCUGGUUUAUUUCAUUGAAGGCUUCUGUUUCCUUUUCUCCUUAAUUAAUGGCUAACAAGAUUUUGUCUGUAUUCUGCCUCUUUGCUAAAGUUGAAGUAAAAUAAUGGCAUAUACACAAAUCAUUCUUAUUAAUUGUAAUUGUUUAAAUACUUGGCUACCAAAGAAAUUUGCUAUCAAAUAUGCUGCAUCCAUCUCUAGUAGCCAAUAUGUUAAAUGCAUAUCCAGAUUAUCUUAAAUACUCAGUGGAUAAUUGUGAUAUAUUGUAGUCACAUGAUUAUACAAUACUAGAUAUGUCUGGUAAUGAUUUCACUAGGAAAAAAUGGAAAAUGACAAAUUGUAACAUUCACAAUCUAGAACCCAUUGCUAUAAAACACUAGGGCCUAGAUUUAGAGUUCGGCGGUAGCCGUCAAAACCAGCGUUAGAGGCUCCUAACGCUGGUUUUGGCCGCCCGCUGGUAUUUGGAGCCAGUGAUUAAAGGGUCUAACGCUCACUUUGCAGCCGCGACUUUUCCAUACCGCAGAUCCCCCUACGCCAUUUGCGUAGCCUAUCUUUUCAAUGGGAUCUUUCUAACGCCGGUAUUUAGAGUCGUUUCUGCAGUGAGCGUUAGAGCUCUAACGACAAGAUUCCAGCCGCCUGAAAAUAGCAGGAGUUAAGAGCUUUCUGGCUAACGCCGGUUCAUAAAGCUCUUAACUACUGUACCCUAAAGUACACUAACACCCAUAAACUACCUAUGUACCCCUAAACCGAGCUCCCCCCACAUCGCCGCCACUCGAUUAAAAAUUUUAACCCCUAAUCUGCCGACCGCCACCUACGUUAUACUUAUGUACCCCUAAUCUGCUGCCCCUAACACCGCCGACCCCUGUAUUACAUUUAUUAACCCCUAACCUGCCCCCCACAACAUCGCCGCCAGCUACUUAAAAUAAUUAACCCCUAAUCUUCCGACCGCAAAGCGCCGCCACCUACGUUAUCGCUAUGUACCCGUAAUCUGCUGCCCCUAACACCGCCGACCCCUAUAUUAUAUUUAUUAACCCCUAAUCUGCCCCCCACAACAUCGCCGACACUUGCCUACACUUAUUAACCCCUAAUCUGCCGAGCGGACCUGAGCGCUACAAUAAUAAAGUUAUUAACCCCUAAUCCGUCUCACUAACCCUAUCAUAAAUGGUAUUAACCCCUAAUCUGCCCUCCCUAACAUCGCCGACACCUACCUUCAAUUAUUAACCCCUAAUCUUCCUAAUUCUUAUUUAUAAGAGUAUAUGUUAUACUCUUUAAAUCCCUGUAAAAGCAGAGGUAUUAAAGGGAUAUUUAUGUUUCUUACCAAUCCAUGUGGCAGUAAAGACAUCAAUUAAUGAAGGGAAUUGCAGUAACUAAUUUUGGAUCCUUCCUAUUUGGUUCAAAGUUAGCUAAAGGUUCUUUGUUAGACAUGGUAGGCAGCACCUAUUAUGCCAGUUCUGAGUUGGGAUUAUCAAUGUAGCAACAAAAAGAAAGAACCAAGAGAGUUUGAACAUAUUAGUACCAAAAUGAAAAUAUUUUUGGGGCUUAUAAAGAUUGUGCCUGAUAUAGUGGAACUGUAAUGUACCCUUAGAAAUCUGGACCCUUAACUCCUUUUAUUGUGUACAAAAAGAUGCAUUUUUUUGUUUGUUUUUAAAAAAUAAAUAAAUCUUCAUUUGUCAUAAAAAAGAAAUAGAAUAAUUUGAUGCUUUAAUCUAAGUUUCCAUAUUAGUUUGUUUAAUACUGGUGAAGCUGUAAACAGAGGCUUACUGUAAUAUAAUAAUAUGCUUGCGCAAUUUACUUUAAGCAGAGGCUCAUGUAUUUAAAUAGCUUUGCUGGAUGUCGUGUGAAUCUCUGCCAGUUAUGCGUGCGUAGGGCCAAGGAGAUGAUAACAUACUUUUUUAUGUGUACAGAUAAAUCUAAGCAAAAUGUAGCUUUCAAUUGAAUUUCAGGGAGACUUUCAUUGUACCUUUUUAAUGCACUUUUAUUCAUUUGGCAAACUUGAACUUUGCAGAAGUCAAAAUAUGAACAUACUAUGACAAACUGACUUUAUAAAUGAACAAAUAAGAAAUACUUUCUAUAACAUAUCAGCUCAGAUUCCCUUAUCAUUGUUGCUGUAUAAAUUAACAUAAUUGCGGUCACACAAUUUAUGUAGAUUCCAUUUCUUUGUCAGUUCAGUUCCAUCUGCUCAUUUUCUUGUAAGUAAUGUAUGAAUACUACUUGCACUACUAAUUUCUUGUCUCUGUUAAAGGGACUUAAAAACGAAUAGACGGCGUAUUCCCAGUGUAUCCACACUAUUCUGAGUAUGUUCUUAAGUUGGUGCCAGACUGCUACUAAAUUAAAUGGAUUAAAUGUGUAAUAGUAAUAAGCUACAAAUGUAAGCACAGCGGUAAACUGGGACCUAAUAGCUGCAAUAUAUUUUUCAGUUUUGUAUCCUUUUUAUGAACUUACCAAGAUAUUGCUUGACAGCUAUAUGCCAAUUAAAGAAAAAAAUAAGUUGCUUACUUCAAAAAAAGGGCCAUGUUUCUGUGGUACAAAGUGACUCACCUGAUCACUUAUAUCUUUGGGGUACCAUUUUAGAGUCAUCAUCUAACAACUAGAGCUUGGUUUUCCAAGGCCUGUGGCAGGGAGGGUUCUAGACCAUAAAAACUGACCCCAAAGCUAAAUAUUGAGCACUUUGGGAGCUGCUGGGGUAGACCUCAAUUCUAUUACCUGCUCCUGUCUUUAUUUAUGUAAAAUCCCCCUUUUCUUUCCAUUAACACUUUCCUUGUCCUGGGUAAAGAACAGCAACUGCCAGGGGGCACCUGUGAGGUAUAUUGUAGGAUUUCCAUCUUAAAGAAAAGUUGAUGUAUUAACUUAAAUCACUCCAGUUCCCCAGGAGGACAGCAGUAUAGAUUAGCAUGUAAUAAAUGCAUAUGGUAGAUUACACUAACUCUAUUUCAGCAUGCUACCGCCCGCCCCCAGUUAAGCUACAUUUUUUUAUAAAAAAAUAGGUUAGUGUAGCUACAGCCAAUCAGAGAUCAUGGUGCUUUAUUAUGUUCAGCUUCCCACUGAGUUCUUGUUGCCUUGAGGUGCACAUGUGCAGUGUCUCUCAGUGACUCCUUAAAUGAGCUGCCCCAGUUUUCUGCCAGUAGAAGAAGUAAUGAAGUAUCAUAUGUAAGCACAGUCACUUUUAGUGAUAAUUAUGUUCCUAUAACAAAACAUACAAAUAUUUUAAAUUGAAUUAAAAUGAAGGCAUUUUAAAUUAAUUACCCUCUUAUUAUUCAUAUCAUUUUAAUAUUAUUCCCGUAUUACAAAGAUGCACUGCUUAGGGGUGGUUGGGCAUUUAGUACAGUAGCCCCCACAUUUAUCAGAAAAUAUUCCUUGUUAUAUCAUUAUUUGCUUUUAGUAGCCCCAUGGCCAUGCUAUAAAAUGAUGUUAUUUAAUGCUUAUUUUGAAAUAGCAAAAUCCAUUUUCUUAAAUGGCAUGUUAGGGCUUAAAAUGUGCUAUUGUAUAUCAUUAGAAAAUGUAAUAUGGGGUAAGCUUUUAUCAUCUUAAUGAUAUUUAUAAUCCAGACAGACCUCUAUGGAAGAGAUUAUUAUUUUUAUUGGUCAGUGUUCCUGCUGUAUUGCUGCAGUAACCCCUUGGUUGCUACAAUGAGCUACAUGUAGCACUAGUAUUUUAUUUUGCAGAUAAUGAUUAACUUUACUAUUACAAGGCCAACAGGAGUAAAGAGCUAAUUGAAUUUAUCGCACUCUGGAUGUUAAACCAGCAUACUCAGCAUUUCUGUUUUUGUGCUGUUUUACAUUGUUAGGUAGUAACUUUAAUGCAGAGAGGAUACUAUUUUGUAUACAACUUUAACACUGAUUUUCUACAGUAGGGUAACUGAUGUUUUAUAGGUGAUAUGAGAGAGGCUUACUUGUGUGUAUGUUGUCUGAGAAACACCUGUAAUUAUAUAAUUGUGUACAUUGUAAAUAAUUACUGGCUACGCUAUAGACCUGCUCACGUACCCUGCAAGGUGCUAAACUGCAGAGACAUUUUAUUGUAGGAGAAAAUUUGUACAUAGUUCAACAUAUCAAUGUCUUUUUUAUUCUCUUCUCUACUAGAGGACCUAAAUAUGCAAAGGGGUAAUCAAAAUAGUUUGUAUUAAAAUUUGAAUAAAAAGUUAAAAUUGUCCUUUUUUUUCAAGAAUUGUUUGAACAGAACAGCAAAUUUGACUUAUGUCAACAGUAUACUCUGUUUAUUGCAUAUAUUUAUUUUUACUAAUCUGCAAAUGGCUAUUUUGUUUUCAUAGCCCUAUUUAAUUGGGCAUAGGAGAAUCUGUUGAAAAUGCUGUUUCUAUGGGAAACAUUCUCAUAAAAUUUUGGGAUGGUCUUAAAACCAAGGGUCUACAAUUACACAAUUGUGUUGUACUCAAUCUUAAUUAUACAGAGCUUACUUUUAUUUAGAUUUGUUCCUACAAGUGGAUUCCAAAUUAUAUAUACAUAAUUGAACAAAUUCUAACUUUUAAAUUUGCAUAUAGAAUACAGGGAAAGGGUAAUCCAAAUUAAAUUAGUUUGUGUUAGCAAUUUUUUUGAGCCCAAUCAUCUAGCAAACAACUGAUAGUAAUAAAUUAAACUUUUAUUGGGACUUUUAAUGUAUGUCAUAUACCUUUUUGUAUGAGCUAAAGAAAUGGGAAACUUUCCAACAUAGAGAUGUUUCUAUGGUUUAUACUGUGCUGGCCAACCUUGUGCAUAGAAUGUGAGAUUAUUUAGAGCAAGUUGUAAUGUUUUAUUAUAUGACUAGCUGGGAAAGUUCCCAUCUGCAAAUUAAUUCCUUUAAAAAGCUGCCUGCAUAAUGAAAAAUAUGGGCCAUUAUCAAGGGCACUGUUAAUAUUCACACACAGUAUUCCACCAUAUUUGAUAUCCAUAUCAUGGUAACCUAGUAGGAAAAUUACCCACAAUAUUUACUAGCUCCUACAUAAUUUACCACAUAUGUAUGAGGCAUCUUAUUGUAAAAAUAUAUCCUGCUAAGGCAGACAAAACAUCUCUAAAUGCAUGAUGUGAUUUUAGUCUUAGAAUAAUACUAAGUAUGUAUAUAUGGUUUAAACGUGAGGGAAGUGGUUUACUCUGUGAUAAUUUAUUGUUUUAUAAACUAAUGGAAAAUUGUACAGAUUACAGUAAUACAUAAGAUUGUAUACAAGGUAGUUUUAGGUUCAUUUACCACAUAUUUGCUAUGUGGUGGCAGACCCAUAAUCUGAGGUAAACCUAUUGUAAUAUAAUGUAUAUAAGUUAAUAUUGUGUCUGACUUACUGAGGCAGUUAAGGUUGCUGAAGUCAUGUGGCUUUAGCAGAAAUUAUUUAAAUAUUGACUACUUGUGUGGAUUUAGAAUCUCACAGGGGGUAAUUGUUAUUUAUUGCUUUUCUCAGCAUAACAUUUUUAAUGAACUAGUAUUGCUUCUAAUGCAUUCUAUCAGUUCUAAAAAACAAAAAAAUAUUUGAACGUAAUAGGUCAGAAAUGUUAAAGCUUAUUAGACAGCAGGUAAGGUACCCAUAAACCCUCACCAUGAGCUUAAAAUAACUAAUACACAGUUAGAUCUAAAUACAAUGCUCCUUUAAAAAGCAAAAAUGUUUUCCCCACCAUACUAAAUAUAUCUGUUAUGAGUUAAUAUCUACAUGAGAUGCUUUCCAAUCCGAUAUACACUUUUGGAACAUUCUUAUAUGAUUUGCUUUUGAAAAUCAAGGCCGGAUUGGCCUACCAGGAGAUUUCCCGGUGGGCAGCAGCAGGUGGGGCUGCUAAACUUCAAUUUAAAGGGGUGAUUAAUAGAUGCAAUUGAGUUAAAGGGUGCCUAUAUAUCCACAACUUUGGCAUUUUCUUUAAAAAAAAAAAAACUAAUAUAAUAUUAUUAUGAUAUAAAAUAUUGGGGGAAGGAGUAUCCCAGUAAUUUUCUUUGAGAAAAAUGGGGUGUGCGCAUUAUACUGAGUCAACGGAAAAUAGGUCUGGUUUUCAAAUUUUCCAAGGCUGCUUUUUAUUCCCAGUCUGGCCCUGUUGAAACUGCUGCUAUUUAUUACUUUCACUUACUUUUACCCCACCUAUUUCUUUAAAGAAGGGUUGUUAGAAUCCAGUCCAUAAUAUUCAUCAAUGAGCCUGCUUUCACUAUUAGUUGAAAAUUAACCAUUAAAAAGCUAAGUUUCUAUUCUAGCAAUAAUUAUUCUAAAAUCAAGACAACAUGCAGAUUUUAAAUAUAAGAUCUGAAUACCUCAGUGUUAGAUUGUCUUUGUAAAAGGGCAUAUUUGCCACACAAUAUAUAUCUCAGUCAAUAACAAACUGAACAUUUUGCAACAGAAAAACUGAAUAUACAUCCAUGUCUACUGAGAUGUUGAUCUGUCAUGCCACCCUUUAUUUGAAUUUAAAAGAGUUGUCUCUUUCUCUUGACUUGAGGGGCCUAAUGACGACUGUGUGUAUAGUGGGUUAAUGAAUUGCCCUUCCACUUUUAUUAAUCUGAACCUGAUAGCUAACACUUUACUAAGCUGGCAUUUUGCCACUAAUCACACACAAUAACCAUAGGGUCAAGUUACCCUCUGUUGUAAGAUAGGCGUGUCCUCUUUCCACAGAGUUAAAUCAGGGUUAAAUUGGGGCUUAGUUAAAAGGCACUUUUACUGCUUAUCUGUUGGGAAGCAUUGCAACCCUUGUCUUCUCAUGGUGAUGUGUGUAUUGACCUACACAGGUAAUAGCUACAGAGUUCUUUAUUAUUUUGCCAGACCAUGAAUAAUGAGGAUAUGGGAAUACAAUAUAUCACAGGCUAUCCAACUCAAAGAUACCGUCAUUUAACAUAUUGUGACAACUUGAUUUGCUUGAAUUGUUUUCAUUAAAUUUGAGUAAUAAGUUGCACUCUUUCUUUUUUCUUUGUUGUAUACAAUGGCCAAUAUUCAUCAACAAACAAUACUUCAACUUUAGCAAAAGGAACAAAAAAAUAAUCUAGCACAUUGCCUCUGCCCGGGUUCAAGGGUGCAGUGUUCUGUUAUCAAACUGUGCAUUUUCCUGAUAUCUUUCAAACCUGUAACCAUAGGGAGGUGUUAUUGAAUGGCUGGUGGUAGAUAGUUCAUGUUUUUCAAUCCAAUUUGCAAAUGUAUUUGUUGCUGUAUAGUGAUUGUUUUGCAAAAUAAAACAGCUUGUCAUGGUC